Molecule: messenger RNA, 4334 nt
Organism: Nasonia vitripennis (jewel wasp)
Lineage: Eukaryota; Metazoa; Arthropoda; Insecta; Hymenoptera; Pteromalidae
Exons: 2
Coding region: 2861-3934 (357 amino acids)
Source: RefSeq, a predicted model, not a curated record
AUUUUUGGUAAUCUCGAAAUAGAAUUUCGAGAAAAAUGUUUUAAUUCAGAUUAUUUAGUGCGAUAUAAAUACCAGUGUCUCAAAUGCACUCUGGAAAAAAUUAUUCGCGAUGUAUCGUAUAACCGAACUCAUCCCAACAUCCUGUCACCACAUACUAAAUGUUUAUAAAUUAUGAAAGUCAACGCCACAUUCUCAAUUCAUUACUCGAGCUGGUUAAUCAUACGUCAGAACACUUUGGUAUCUCAUCGAAGUAACAUCGUGCUCUAAAGAGUGUAUUCCAGAGUCAUUUUUAACUAAAAAUCUAUUAGAAAUCACAAAAUUAUUGUUAUUUGAGUGUUAAUUUGUGAUACCAGCUUCUUGAUUGAAUCUGAAUCCUAGAAGAAUAUUUUAUUAUUUUCGAAGAAUUUAUUCAGAAUUACGAUGUUUCGCUUGAUAUUUGCACUAGCUUUUCUAUUACAUAUAUGUGGAGAUGAAAAUUCACCCUAUGAAUUAAUACCUAUAGCGACACCAAUAUUACGAGAAGAGCUGUUUCAAGCCAAACUUUACCAUGAGAUUUGGACGACGAUCCAUUUUGUCGACACACUUGAGUUUGAAAGCCAUGCAAAUGAGGUGAAUACAACAUUACAAGAUCUUUGAAAUCAAUGUUCUAAAAUUAAAUCGUGCGUUUACGGAAUAGAGUUAGAUAAUAUGUAUAAAAGUCUUUAUUCCAUUCAACAAAAAAUUGAUUCUUUAGUCUCCUUAAGCGAUAAGAAAAGAGAAAAAAGAGGGUUAUUUAAUAUAGUCGGAACAAUACAACAUUUUUUAUUUGGCACUAUGUCAGCCGACGAUGCUGAAAGAAUUGAUAAACAAAUAUAUGACGUAUAUAAUCAUACGGGCCACAUAGCGACACUUUUAAAUAAUUAAACAGCCAUUAUCAAGAGUACUUUGCGCAAAUUUAUAAAUAUAACUGAAUAUUAUAAAAAAAAUAUGAAAAUUAUCAAGGAUGGAAUCAUUACAGUCCAGAAUGAAAUUUCUUUUAAUGAUAAUAUGCUAAAAUGCAUUUUAAAUUUAAAUAUUCAUAUAGAUAAUUUAUUAGGUAAUGUCAAUCUAAUCUAUGACUCGAUUGUUGAUGGAAAACUUGGAGUUGUGUCGCCUAGAUUAAUAUCACCCACAAAAUUUAUGGACGCUUUACGCACAAUACAUUCCAAAUGGUUUCACCAAGACUUACUAUUUCCUUUAAAUAAAAAUUAAUAUGUAAUGUACAUGAAAAUUAGUAAGAUUAACAUUAUUUUUUCCGCCGGUAAACUUAUUUAUGUAAUUCAUACGCCAAUACCAACUGGAUAUGAUUAUACUGUGUACAAAUUCACACCAAUACCCAUGUCAGGGUGGGCACGUUACUAUAUAUUUGACAGUAUUAAAAAUCAACCUGUUGUUGUCGAUUCAAAUUUUACAGAGUAUAGUGUAACUGAUUUAAAUGUUUGUACAUCUAUAAAUGAUUUUAAAAUUUGCGAGAUAACAUCUGCCGUUCAUACAUUUAACCAGGAAGAAAGUUGUUAUGCACGUUUGAUAAAAUACAAAGAUGAUAAUGGCUGUUCUAGAAAAUAUUUUGAUUUGCAAGCUGAUUUUGUUUUGGCUCUGAGUAAUGGUUUUAGUUGGUAUAUUUUACCAACCAAUACAGAAAAUAUCUUCAUAAGUUGCAGCGUUUCUAAAUCAGAUUUAUCUGUGACUAUUACGAAGCCUCGUAUAUUACAACUUAAUUCAAAUUGUAAAGGAUACUCUAAGAACCAUAAGUCACGUCAAUAAAACAAAAAUUUCAGAAUAUAAAAUUAACAUUCAAUUUCUACCAGUUGAGCAGAUAGCUCUAAAUACAUCAGCUUUAAAACUACCUGUAUUUACUUCAUCUAAUGUUGACACUUCUGAAAUUUUAAAUUCAGCAAAAAAUAUUGAAGAUAUCACGAAAGAUUUAUAAAUUAUUACAUCUAAUCAUAACUACCAUUCACGGCUGCUUACGGGUUGUAUUAUCUUUCAUUAUACCAUAUAUACUAUUGCCACUAUUUCAGUAUUUUAUGUCCUUUAUAAAACUGGAAUACUCAAUUGCAUUUCAAUUGCUUUUAAAUUUUGUCUAUUUCGACUGUGUCCAAAAUGUAUCAAAUGCAAAAAUAAUAAUGAUGAACGUAAUGAAGCUACUAUACCAUUUCAAACUACGAAUGUCCAAAUACGCGAAGAAAAUAUUGCUGCUCAACCGUCAACGUCUGCAGAUGAUCGAUCUAUUGUUCGAUAUGAUGCACGUACUCCAAUAUCAUAAAAAGUUUAUGUGUAAUUUCAGUGACGAUCCUAUUUGAAUAUUUUAGAUAUAUUUGAAGCUAUAUUUUAGAUUUAUAGUAUAUUUCAUACGAAUAUAUGAUGUUUAUACUGCAUCAUUCUGUACUACCAUAUUAUUUAUAUUAACAAUUUAACGCAUCUUGUACAAGCAUGCAAUAUAACAAUUAUAUAAGAGUUUAAAAAGUAUUUUGUAAUAAUUAUGAUGACCUUAUAUAAAAUCAACUUAUGAUACCUUAUAUAAUAUCAAUAUUAUCAAUAAAUUUUAAAUAAAAAUUAAUUGAAAAAGUUUUUGUUCGUAUAAUUCUGUAUAUAAAAUUUCAUUCUUCUUGUUUUUACUACAAAAAAUAAUUAGAAAAUAGUGUUUUUUCGUUUUAUUAAUGUUGGAAGAAAAUUCGUGCCAGAGAAUUAGGUGCGGUUUAUUAAUGAAUUUAUUAUUUUGUUUCUUUGCUAUAAAUGUUUAACAUGAAAUUUGAAAAUUGUCAAGAAAUUAAUAUGCUUGACAUUCAGUUUUUUUUCAAUUUGUAAUUUUAAAAAUUCUAAUUUUUAGUUUGUUUGAACAAUGGAAAACGAAAAUAUGAGUGAAGAAACUAUAUGCACUCUUUGCAACAAACUACUACAAAAUGAUACAGAUGAUAUCGUUCAAGUUCGUAGUAAAGGUCUAGAAACUUUUAUAAAUAAAAGUAAAAGCAGAGAGGAUGAAAAGUUCAAACAAUGGAUAGGAAAAGAGAGUGUAAGCUUUCAUGAAAUUUGUAGAAAGCGCUAUUCGGCAAUACCGCAGAAGGCAAGUAAAAGAAAAAGAGAUUCCUCAUUACCAUCUCCGCCAGCACAAAAUUUCUCAUUUUCAUUGCCGUCAUCGUCAACAGCAAGUGUUUUAGAUGACUAUAACUUUGACCAAUAUUGCUUUAUUUGCAAUGAAGUAUUAGAUCCUUCUCAUAAAAAAGUUUGCUACUUAAAACGCGCGUAUACCUAUCAGAAUCUUUUGAACGUUGCUUCUGAAAGAAAUGACGAUGUCGGUAUGUUGGUACUGAAUCGAUUGGGGGGUAUAUCACUUGAAGAAAAAAAACCUAGGUACCAUUAUUAUUGCUAUAAAUCUUUUUUACAUAAACCUUUAAUGACAUCAGAAGAAGAAACUGAACCAUAUAACACGGACCUUGAACCAUGUAAUUUUAAUGAUGAAACGGAUGAUUUAUUUGAAAAUAUAUACAAUUACAUCGAAGAAAGUGGAAAGUUUCAAUUCUUUUUAUCAGAAUUACAUGAUGUAAUUGAUACAGAUAUAAGUAACAAAGUAUUAUGCAAAAAAUUAAAAGAGAAAUAUAACGAAGAUAUUUUCAUUUUAAAACAUCGUGGCCGAGAAACACUUAUUUACUAUAAACCAGUCAACUUAACAAAAAUUUGUAGCGAUUGGAUCAGUAAGAAAUCAAUCGACAAUUUUGAAAAAAAUGCUGUUGUAAAUUUUGCUGCAGAAAUUCUUCGAGCUGAAAUUGUGAGUACGAAAUAUGAAAAUUCAUCUUAUCCACGUGCGCAAAAAUUUUUGGACAACGUCAAUUCAGAAAUACCCGAAUUACUGCAAAAUUUUCUCAAUCAUCUUUUUAAAGGAAAACAGGAAAGUAAUAUUGAAGAUAGUCAAGUGUAAAGCGACAUUAUUGCUCAUGCUAUAGUCUCCUUUCUGCGUCCAAGAGCUUUUCUUUCUAAAUUACAAUUAGCUCUCGGCAUUUAUAUUUACAGAAAAACGGGAUUGAGACUAAUGAUUGAUCUUCUGUCUAAGUUUGGUAUCAGUGCUUCUUACAAACGUAUUCAAAUGUAUGAAGCCUCAACGAUAGUAAAUCCACCAAUUCAACAUAUUGACAGUGCUUUUGUUCAGUUUGUAUUCGACAAUACUGACCAUAAUGUUGGAACAUUAGAUGGUCACCAAACGUUUCAUUGCUUAGGAGGUGUCGCAGUUUAUACUCCAGAUUUUGAAGUUGUGGUAGAGGGUGGUUCACAAAAAUUUUCAAAAAUGCCAACAGCUGCAGAGAUAGCUUCAUAUAAACAAA